GGGCUGUCAAAGCAUUUCAGCAACUUCUCUAUGUAUCUCCGAGUUUCCAAAGGGCCAAUGAAGUCAACUUACGUCUUGGGUUGAUGUUCAAGGUUACCCAAGAAUAUGAAUCGGCACACAAACAUUUGCAGUUAGCGUUAGUGGAUAAUUCUCCAGCAACUACACCUAAGUCAAUAAAUUUUUUUAAGGAGGCGUUCCAAACAAAUGCUUGACGACGUAAAUACCUGUCACCGAGUAUUGUUAUUAUUGUAAG
Messenger RNA from Acanthoscelides obtectus, 253 nucleotides. NCBI's taxonomy places the organism in Eukaryota, Metazoa, Arthropoda, Insecta, Coleoptera, Chrysomelidae. The record is from the annotation of a GenBank genome assembly.